AUGCAGUCAGAUGAAUCUGUAGAGUCUGAGGUGUUUGACUGGGGUGAUGACUUCUGGCUGGGGAGCCCCAGUCGGACGAGAAGGAACCACAGAAGCAGAGAGCCUUACUCCAGACUCAAGGGCCUGCUGCCCACCAGGUUGAUCCAGUACCCACCACUCCCUUCCAAAGGAGGAAUCACCGUGACAACAGAGGACCUAGACUGUCUGGACAGUGGCCAGUUCCUCAAUGAUGUCAUCAUUGACUUCUACCUUAAGUAUCUUCUCCUGGAGCGGGCCCCGGGGCCCCUGGCAGAGAGAUGUCAUGUCUUCAGCAGCUUCUUCUACAAGCAGCUGACCCGCCGGGACACGUCCCUGGAGGAGGAGGCUGCCAUCCCGGCCAGGGACAGGAGACACCAGAGGGUGAGGACGUGGACCCGCCAUGUUGACAUCUUCAACAAGGACUACCUGUUUGUGCCGGUCAAUCACAAAGCCCACUGGUACCUUGUGGUGAUCUGUUUCCCUGGCCUGGAGCAGGCCCAGCAUGAGGAGUGGUCUGGCCUAGCUGGAGUGGAGGCCAACGGGGGAAGAGGAAAUGCCAGCCCCAGGCUUCAACUGGGCCUUCUCCAGAGGCCAGCAACCCCAAACUGCAGAACGGAGCAGGUGCGUUGGACAGCGCCGAUGCAUUGUGUGUUUGUGAUAUUUACCUUGGCAGAAUCUCACUUCUCUCACCAGGGCUGUAAUGUAAUAGUGUUUCUAAUCAACCCGGGUUGCGUUUACACGCUUCCUUUAACUUUAAUGAUCAAAUUAACGUUGGGGAGAGCCAGUGGGAAACCCACAUUGAAGCCCCACAACCCACCAGCGUGUACCCAAGAUGGUUGUCAGAGGGAGACCAUCAUUAAGAAACCCUGCAUUCUCAUCAUGGACUCUCUGAAGAUCUCUUACCAUGAGAGCAUCUAUAAGCUCUUGCGGGAUUACCUACAUGUAGAGUGGGAGGUGCGUAGAGGAACACGCAGAGACUUCACUGUAGACAGUAUGAACGCUUCCCACUGUACAGUCCCUCUACAGGACAACAGCAGCGACUGUGGCCUCUACCUCCUGCAGUACGUGGAGAGCUUUCUGCAGAACCCAGUGGUGCACUUUGACCUCCCCCUGCGUUUGGAGCGCUGGUUUCCACGGCAACAGGUGUGGAGGAAGAGGGAGGAGAUCCGGAGCCUGGUGAUGGAGCUGCACAGUUGCCGGGGCAACGGCGGGAGCAGCUGCAGGUAGCCACGGUACCUGAUCAGCAAUGCACUACUACUACAACACGCCUAAACUGUGAAGGACUUUGACUUUUUAAAUGUACAAUACAUGGAAUAUUUAUACUAUUUUUGUAUUACUAUUUUUUUUUAAAUAAAAUGUCACAGGAUGUUUGUUUCUCACUUGUAUGUAAUGUGAAUGUACAAAAUAAUAGGAUCGUAAAAUGGAAUAAAAUUGUUCAUGUAAUGUUUAGUUUUUUUGUUAUGUUAUAGAAGAGAGCAUUUGGAAUGGACAUAUGAGUGAGCGCUCAAAUCUAGUUUGCUGAGCAAAAGUGUAACUCGUGUAUCCAGAACAGGUUUCUUUUUCAAAUGUCCUUAUGACUCACACAUAAAACCACUAUAAAUAUUAAAGUCAAUAUUACUCAGUUAUUCCUGUUCAGUGUGUCAGGCUGUUGUUUCUGACCAUCAGUCAUAAAGGACUCAAUAUGCACAUGAUUGUUUGCAGCUGCUAAACAAUAGUGUUAUCACACUAGUCAACACGUUGCAGUGUUUUAGUUUUGGCUCCUCAUGUUGUAGCUGCUUCGUUUGUAAGAGAAACCCAAUGUUCCAGUGAGGAACACCAAGUAAGCUUUACACAAUGACCACUUGUAAUAUGAGGAUUAGAACAGCACCUCUCCCCUGUUCUGUUUACAGGCAGAAAUCAAUUCCCCUUUGUGUUUGUGCUGUAUGAAAGUCUAUGGACCUGACUCACUCUGUCAUCAGAAACAGAAAUAACAUUCUCCCCACACAGUAAAGGGUUUCCAUUUGAGUUUCUGUUUGUUUUCACGGUGUAAACAUUGAUUUAAUGGCAUGUUUAUAAUGAUGUAUUUAUAAUGUGGUAUAUUCCUGGAUUAAAGAUGCCCCCAAAGUCUACCUAGCAAUGGCUGGACAGAACUCUCUUCUGUCACCAUCACAAUAUUGUAGAGCGAGAAUCCCAGAUAUGUCCUUUUAAGUUAUUGUGUGUUUUUCACACGGGUACAGUUAAUAGGUUUUUCAGUUUGGGUUGUUAAGACUAAGUCUGAUAGGAUAUGUGCUUAACCAUAUGUACUUAAUUGGGUUAAGUUGGUCGUUUUUGGAUAAUUGGAGUCUUUGGUGCAGCCUCUCACAGCAUGUGGGCCCCAGACAGAGCCCUCUUAGAUAGGACAGAGCCCUCCACCCCUACUGCUGUUGGAAGGGUAACGGUCACACCUCCCAAAUGAGUUGGGCUACCCUUUUCCUAUUCGCCCCAUCCAAAUCUCUACCCCAUUUGAUUUAGCCACUGUCAGAAAAUGGCCCCACUACUACAGUAUAAAAACUAGUGUUCAUCAAUUCUUCCAUAUUGUUAUUCUAAUACUAUAAUUAUGUUGGCUUUAAUUCUGUCUUAUAGUUCAGUUAAAGCCGUAUAGUCAAAUGCAGUAGCGGGUUUGAAGGUCUAAGUUGUGCUGUUAAGGUAAGGCCAUAGGUCGACUGGUUCACUAUGGAUGGGCUUUACGGGUUCAAGGGUUCCAUAGAAUGAACCAAGGACAUCCAUACUGCUUAACUUGUCUUACACCUUCCAGCCUACAACUACUAAUGCAUUGGUUUAGGGUCUGGAGAUCAGGACUGAGAUCAAUGUCCUUCCAAUAGACCGGUCCAGAUAGUCAACAGGUAGUCUGGAGACGUGUUUUAUAGAGAACCGUGUUAAAGCAGUUUGAAGUUUUGUUUUAAUUUACAGAUAGUUUAACCCAUUUAAAUGGGCUAACAUCAAAUCUACUUUGUAAUGACAAUAAAGAAACUCCAUCAAGUGA
This is a messenger RNA of Oncorhynchus keta (chum salmon), 3019 nucleotides long. RefSeq names its product sentrin-specific protease 7-like. Gene Ontology annotation, cellular component: nucleus; cytoplasm. Bases 1 to 1245 code for a protein of 414 amino acids. Lineage: Eukaryota; Metazoa; Chordata; Actinopteri; Salmoniformes; Salmonidae. Gene Ontology annotation, biological process: protein desumoylation. The transcript has 11 exons. Gene Ontology annotation, molecular function: SUMO-specific endopeptidase activity. The record is from RefSeq and is a predicted model, not a curated record.